AUGGACACCAGUGAUGAUAUUCAGGAUGUCUCUCAGCGGAUGGAGAAGUUGGACUUCAAUCAUCCAUUUACCCCUUAUGAUGUCCAGGAGCAGUUUAUGAAAGCAGUGUACAACGUCCUUGAAACGGGAGAUGGCCAAAUCGGCAUUCUUGAAAGCCCCACGGGAACGGGGAAAUCAUUGUCCUUGAUCUGCGCGUCUCUGACAUGGCUACGGCAUCACAAGUCACACAGCCAUGAAGUUGAGCUGAAAAGCGCGGUUGAGGCCCACAAGGAUGAGCCAGAGUGGAUUGUGGAACAGCUUCUGCGUCAGAAACGAGACGAACUCGCAAAGAGAUGGCAAGAGCGUGAAGAACGUCUCGAGGCUGCCAGGCGCAAAGAACAGGCCCAAGAAGACCGAGCCCGGAAGCGGCGGCGAGUUGAUGAGGUAAGAUCACAGAAACGGACCAUUGAUGAGGAUGAUGAGUUCCUGCUUGAUUUCCAGAGUGAUGAUGCGGCGUCACAUGGCUCCGGUGAUGCCCAGUCUGGACUGAGCAAGGAGGCGCGAGAAGUUCUUGCUAGGUUCGGUCUCGGCAUUCCCAAAAAGAACAACGGGAGCGAAGAAACCGACCUCUUUGAAGAAGGAGUCAAGAUCUAUUACACUUCAAGAACGCAUUCCCAGCUGUCCCAAUUCAUCACUGAGCUUCGCCGACCGCAGUUUCCCUCGUCGCUCCCAGGGGCCAUGCUCCAGACACAGGACCAGCCGAGCAAAGAAGCCGUCAAAUUGCUACCGCUCUCAUCCCGCCAGAAGCUAUGCAUCAACCCAUCAGUCUCUCGAUUAGGGUCGGUACAGGCGAUCAAUGAUCGCUGCGCAGAUUUACAGCAGGCCAAAUCUAGUACAAGAUGCCCUUUCGUUCCGAAGGAAGAGCUUUUGGCACAGACCCAUGAAUUUCGAGAUGCUGCCCUUGCCUCUCUGCCCGACAUUGAAGACUUACACCAGCUGGGCAAAUCGCUCUCAGUUUGCCCUUACUAUGCAUCGCGAACGGCGCUUCCUGGUGCGGAAAUUGUCACGCUCCCGUACCCCCUGCUAUUACAGCAGAGCGCCAGAGAAGCCCUUGGCAUUAAGCUUGAAGGGAGUGUAGUCAUUGUCGAUGAGGCUCACAACAUAAUGGACGCUAUCGCCGGUGUACACGCGGCGGAAAUCCGACUGAGCGACCUAAAAAGAGCCAAAGGAAUGCUCGGCGUCUAUAAUGAGGAUGGGAUUGUCGAAUCGAACGAUCUCCUCAGACGCAAGGGGAUUGAUCAAAUCAACAUGUUCGAGCUUAUACGAUACAUAUCAGAUUCGAAGCUCGCUUUCAAAAUCGAAAGCUAUGUCGCUCACGUAGAAAGCGAGAAGGAGCCAGGAGCUGUGACAAAGGUCGGCGGUACCCCAGUAUUGCACACACUGGCCUCUUUUCUUGUUGCCUUGACCAAUCUCAGCUCCGAGGGCCGGAUAUUCUACCAGAAGAUAGCCGGUCCAUCCCCUGAUAUCCAGCUUUCCUACCUGCUUCUGUCGCCAACUCAUGCCUUUUCAUCUGUUGCCUCUUCGGCAAGAGCGGUGAUUCUCGCAGGAGGUACCAUGUCUCCCUUUGAAGACUACAAGGACCAUUUAUUUCCAACUCUUUCUACCUCAAAGGUCACGACACUGAGCUGCGGGCACGUCAUACCGAAGGAGAAUCUUUGCGUGUGGACGCUAGGCACAGUACGACCUGGGGCUCCUCAGUUUGAGUUUAGUUAUCAACGACGCAGAGAUCCGGAAAUGAUCACGCAAUUAGGCAUGGCUGUUUUGAAUGUGUGCUCUAUCGUCCCUGAUGGCGUGGUCGUCUUCUUUCCCAGUUAUGGGUACCUUGAUGAAGUCGUCGCAGCCUGGGAGCAAAGCCAAAGUGCGAACUCUCAGUCGAUAUGGGCCCGCCUUCAGGGGCGAAAGGCGGUCUUUCGUGAGACAAAAGGUGGCUCGAGCGACCAGGUGUUGAAUGACUAUACCCAGGCCAUCCAGGGCGAGCAGAGCAACGGGAAAGGGGCGCUGCUCCUAAGUGUUGUGGGAGGGAAGAUGUCUGAAGGCAUCAACUUUUCGGACAGGCUCGGACGUUGCGUCAUGGUAGUCGGGCUCCCUUACCCAAACAUAGCCUCGCCGGAGUGGAAGGCCAAACUUGAAUACAUCGAAACAACAGUCUUUAAUAGGUUAACUAAUUCGAACGGGGAGGAUAAUAGCCAUAAAUUAGCAGGCCAGGGUAAGGCUGUCGGUCAGGAGGAAGCAAGAGCGCAAGCGAAGCAGGCGAGUCGGGACUUUUACGAGAACGCAUGCAUGCGCGCCGUGAAUCAGAGCAUCGGGCGAGCGAUUCGGCAUCGGGGCGACUACGCAGCCAUUAUCCUGGUGGAUCGGAGGUUCGGGACGGAGAGGAUUCGAGGCAAGCUGCCGGGGUGGAUCCAGAAUGGUAUGCAAGCAAGCGGAGGGGAAGAGAAGGGAAUAGCGGGCUUGAUGGGCGCUCUCGGUGGUUUCUUUAGGGGAAGACAGCAGACAGGAAAGAGCUGA
This is a messenger RNA of Clonostachys rhizophaga, 2547 nucleotides long. NCBI's taxonomy places the organism in Eukaryota, Fungi, Ascomycota, Sordariomycetes, Hypocreales, Bionectriaceae. The record is from the annotation of a GenBank genome assembly.